GAGUGCCCACUGACAGCUGGGUUUGUUUUGUUGUUUGUUGAAGUCAGUUUGGAACAUUUUCAAGUUAUAAAUGCGAAAACCCAGUUUAUUUCCUGUUGUCCUGCGACCGAACUGAGCUCUUUGUGCCGGAAAUCCAGCAAAAUGAAAAAGUAAGCAAAUCCCGAACAGAGGAUAGAUGAUGAUGCGCUUUGGAUCUAAAUAUAAAUGUGUGCGAUUGAACAAAAGAUCGACGUAGUUUUUGGCUGAGUUUAUUGUAUCAAUUUGUACUUGUCGUUACAUUAUUCCGAACGAUGAUAGUUCCCUUGGAAAUAUUGGAGUUAAUUCUGCUCAAAUGCGAUGGGAAAACUUUGCUUGCGGGAGCAAAUGUGAGUGAGACGUUCAAGAACACCAUCGAGUAUCUUGGCAAGAAAACGAAGCUUUGGGAAUGGUGCUGCAAAGAAGACAUACCAGAAGAGCAGCUGGUGGAAUACCUUCAGACUUACGAAGGCUACGAUGCGAAGGAAAAGUGGAGACAUGUUUAUUACAAUUGGGGGGCUUGGGAGCAACAUGAUCCCCAUAUUUUGAGCCCUAAAUUAUGCACAAACAUUGAAGUGCGAAGGAUAUCUGCCAUAGCUGUUUCAAACAAAUACAUCGCAGUGGGAUCUGAAGAUGGCCGACUGAAAGUAUACACUUGCAACAAGGAAUUGUUAUUCGUGCAUCGAAUCGUAGCUGUAAAACUGAGCAAACUCACCUUUAUUGGAAAUCAACGAUUGGAUGAUUCGCACAAUUUUUCCAUAUGUUUAGUGGUCGCGUUUAAUAAUGGUCUUUCAAUACUCUCCUAUGACGGUCUUGAGAAACGGCAAUACGAUAUAUUGGAUGUCAUAUCGCAUAGUGUUUUUGGGAAACAUGUUUGCAUUGAAAAAGUUGGUGGCAGGAUGACGAUCGUGGAAAUAAACAAAAGUUGCAGCGGAGGGUAUAAUGUAAAAGACGUCUGGUUCACUCGAAUAUACUCCCCUACUUGCACCACUACCUACAACAUGUGGAAUGGAAAGUGCACUUUUUUAAUAAACGACAGACUGUGCACGGUUUGUUAUAAAAGCCCCGAUAUAACGCCGAUGAUGGAAAUGACUAAGGGGGUACCAAUCAAGUUCCACUCGCCUUUGAUGCUCGACAGUUCAACAACGCAGAUUCUUCGCGACAAUGUUAUCAUAAAUAUUUAUAAAAAUGCUGAAAAAUCUUGCCGAUUGUCCGAUGCGGUUAUAGAAGAUUAUGUGGAAAUUGUGAUACUCAAGCCAAACAAGGAUUUCAGCAUAAAGAUGUUCAACACCUGGGAGAUAUUCAGCAGCAAUAUUACCAGCACUUUUCUCUAUGGAAAUACACUGCUGUUUGGCACAUCUUGUGGUUCAGUGUAUUUUUACCGCCUACAAAACUGGAAGAAUUUCGAUAUGAAGAACUACACUUCCAAGCAGAUAAUCGGAAAACAUCCGAUCAUAUCAAUGGCUGUGAAAGAAACCGAAACGGAAAGGAAGUUUUAUGUGUGUUCAAAAUUCGCCGUUCACGAGAUAGUGAGUUGGAUUCCGCUAGCAGGCUCAUCCACGUAAAAAAUACCAAAAAUAAAAGUGAUAUAAGAACCUCGGCCUAGAUGCUCGGGGGUAAGUAAGACUAACAUUGAUUUUCUGUUGUUUUUUAUAUUGAGCUCUGGCUCUUGUUAGUGUUAAUGUAACUAACAAUUAUAUAUGAAUCAGUUUUCGAUUGCCUAGAUAGAAAGGCCUUUGAGAUUCAAUUUUUUUGUAUGUUUUUGCCAGAAAAUGCAUUCUGAUCGGUUCAAAACGAUUAACUUUGCGUAUUUUGGGGCUCAGAUUUAUUUCGAAUCGCGAUCCCCGCGACUUUAAUACAGCAAUCAGUUGCUCAAGUGAAUGUUUUUUUAUUUAUCUAUGUGACUGAAUUUUUACCUAGCCUAUCAUGCAUUUCGUAUGUGUUCGUUCGUUUAUUAAAAUUGCGCCUGAAGGCGUUCAACGGUCAGGAAACUACUGUGAGUUUAUUUUCAUGUUAUCUGUUUAAUGGGAAAUGUAUUAGUAAGUUGGACAAUACCCAACUAAACAGGAUGUUCCAGCAAAUGGCCUUUCAAUAGUUCGCUCAAGUUGGUAGAACAUCCUGCAUAGUAAAUAUGUCCCCUUCUAGAUCACGUCUAGUUAUUGAUAUUGCAAUAUUGUACUGUGUUAUGUAUGUUAGAUACAUUAUAUUUUGUAUAUGCCAA
This is a messenger RNA of Dendroctonus ponderosae (mountain pine beetle), 2236 nucleotides long. RefSeq lists its product as uncharacterized. Gene Ontology annotation, molecular function: protein binding. Lineage: Eukaryota; Metazoa; Arthropoda; Insecta; Coleoptera; Curculionidae. Bases 291 to 1580 code for a protein of 429 amino acids. The record is from RefSeq and is a predicted model, not a curated record. The transcript is spliced from 7 exons.